CACCUUUAGCUCGAUCUAAGCCAUCUAAUUAAUUAAGCAUUAUACUUAGAAUGUCGGGCGGCGAUCAUGCCCCUACUCUUCCGGCACCCAAAGUUUGCGUCACCGGAGCUGCUGGAUACGUCGGCUCCUGGCUCGUCAUGAAGCUCCUCCAAAGAGGUUACGUCGUCCAUGCAACCGUUAGAGACCCCGGGAACACGAAAAAGGUGAAACACUUACUAGAACUGCCGAAAGCGGAGGGGAACUUGAGGCUGUGGAAGGGGGUGUUGGAGGAAGAAGGAAGCUUUGACGACGCCAUUGCAGGGUGUGAAGGUGUGUUUCAUGUGGCCGCCACCCCUGUGGAUGUCGUGUCCGAUGACCCUCAGAAUGAGAUAAUCAGGCCGGCAGUUAAGGGGGUCCUGAGCAUCAUAAACUCCUGUGCAAAAGCAAAAACUGUGAAGAGGCUGGUUUUCACUUCCUCUGCUGUAACUCUCCUCGUCCAAGAAAACCCAAAGCCCGUCUACGACGAAAGCAGCUGGAGUGACUUGGAUCUCAUAUAUGCCAAGAAAAUGCCUGGAUGGAUGUAUUUUGCAUCCAAGACACAGGCAGAGAAGGAAGCAUGGAAAGCAGCUAAAGAAAAGCAAAUUGACUUCAUCAGUAUCAUACCACCACUAGUCAUUGGCUCAUCCAUCGUGCCAACAGUACCACUCAGCUCCAUUAUCGCACUCUCACCAGUAACAGGGAACGAAGCUCACUACUUUGUCAUUAAGCAAGGGCAAUAUGUGCAUCUGGAUGAUCUCUGCGAGGCUCAAAUAUUCUUAUUUGAGCAUCGCAAAGCAGAGGGAAGAUUCAUCUGCUCUUCUCAUGAUGCUACCAUUCACGAUUUAGCAAAGAUGAUCAGACAGAAUUGGCCAGAAUACUAUGUCCCCUCUGAGUUUAAGGGUAUUGAAAAGGACCUGCCGGUUGUGUCUUUGUCAUCCAAGAAGUUACUAGACAUUGGAUUUCAGUUCAAGUACACACUGGAGGACAUGUACAGAGAAGCUAUAGAGACCUUGCGGAACAAGUGUGUGCUUCCAUAUUCUAUUAAACCUCCUCCCAAAGAACAAGAAUGGGAGAAUGGCAAAACCUUAGAAGCUUGAGUAUCAUUGGUCCUCUCAAAAUGUUGUAUUACAUUUAUAAAACUGGAAGAAUAAGUGGGAUGCUUGUCCUGAAUAAUUUUAAUGAAGCGGUCUACCCAGUUUCUAGUUCCCUGGAAA
This is a messenger RNA of Ipomoea triloba (trilobed morning glory), 1232 nucleotides long. Its product is annotated as dihydroflavonol 4-reductase-like. The record is from RefSeq and is a predicted model, not a curated record. The coding region runs from base 51 to 1115 and encodes 354 amino acids. The transcript has 6 exons. Gene Ontology annotation, molecular function: dihydroflavanol 4-reductase activity. Gene Ontology annotation, biological process: anthocyanin-containing compound biosynthetic process. NCBI's taxonomy places the organism in Eukaryota, Viridiplantae, Streptophyta, Magnoliopsida, Solanales, Convolvulaceae.